AUGUCUCUAAAUCGCUCUCUCCCACGUAAUGUCUCUUUUUAUGAUGCUACCCAGCCCGCAGAGGCUCUUGGAAGGCUUGUCCAGAAUGGGUCUAUAACUGAGGCAAACUUUCUCGACAUCCUCGGAAUUUUACUUGUGGUUGGGGCAAGUCCUAUGCUUGUUCAAGAAAGAAUAUCGAGCCAUAUUGUAGCUAGAAUGGACGUUCCUCUUCAACCUGGGGCAUAUGAUAUUUAUUGCGAUGGUAUGUCCUAUAUUACCCACAUUUGGGAAGGGGCCCAGCUGCUAAUUUCGUCAGCCUCUAUCCAAGUCAGCGACGAGCCUUGGAUACAACGGUUAGUUUCUCAUGAUAUCUCUGGUACAGACGAGAGAUUCCGCAAUGGAAUCCGCAACCGCGACCAGAAAUGCGUUGUUUCAGGACUCAUAAAUCCUGAAAUCCUUAUCCAGGCCAAUAAUUGGAUUGGUUUCCAAGCUGCCCAUAUCUUCCCUCUUGAGCAUGAAAGCCUUUGGAUCCAGUCCGGUUAUGGAUGAUGGAUCACAGACAUAAACGAUACUCAGUCCUCAAAGAUUAACUCAUGUCAAAAUGGGCUUCUUCUUGACGCAUCCAUGCAUCAGAAAUUUGACCAGUACCUUGUCUCCGUGAACCCCGACGACAAUUACAAAAUUGUUGUGUUUGACCCCGAUAUCCGUGUGUUGGACGGUAGAAUUCUAGAUCCCAUGUGUCGCAACCCGGCCGAUCCCCACCGUGUGUCCGACCAACUUCUCAGAUGGCAUUUCCGCCAAUCAGUUCUUGCAAAUAUGAGAGGAGAAGGGGAACCGAUCUUCGAGCAUGACUUCCCACCGGGGACUGAUAUGGUAGGGGAGAUCCUUUCUGGUCCGUAUGGGCAAGAAAGAUUUGAGUUGGAGAUAGCUGCUAGGUUGGGAGCGGCU
Messenger RNA from Tuber aestivum (summer truffle), 927 nucleotides. The record is from the annotation of a GenBank genome assembly. Lineage: Eukaryota; Fungi; Ascomycota; Pezizomycetes; Pezizales; Tuberaceae.